UUUACACUUGACCCGUGACACAGCCAUGAUUCUGAAACGUCGGUGUCAUUCAUGUUUGACUUCAGAAUUUGCUAACCUUCAGUACCCAAUCCGAUUCUUUACGUACUCACUUCCGGCGGGGUGAGUGCAAAUUCCGAUGGGACUAGCUCUAUUCGAUCGACACUUGAUAAAGGGAGGUCCAAAGGGGGGAAACUAACUCAGGGCAGUGCAGUGGCUUACAUUCGCCAAUGAUAUUGGUUGCAUAACACCACACACCGUUUCAAGUUUCAAGUGAAACUUCGGGGGUUUUCAGCUGGAGAUAUAUAAGCAGGUGCAUGUGUAUCCCUUGCGUGCAAGACCAAAUUUCUGCCUCUCGACCGAAUGGAGACGAAGUACUCAUCUGAAGAUAUCGCAGCGGCGAUGAGUUUGCAGAUUUACGCACACGUAUACACGUCGAUGGCUACACUCUGGGUCUAUGAAUACGCUUGUUCAUUUCAAGAAGAGUGGACAUUCCUGCUUCAAUCGCGGUGGACCAAGGUAAAAGGUCUUUAUAUCGCUACCCGAUUUGUGCCUUUUCUCCUUUCGAUCAUACAUCUAUAUGCGAACUUCAUUCCGAACGACGACCCUGCUAAAUGUAAGGUCUUGAUGAGUAUUUGCUCAGUUCUCGGCCAGAUAUCAGUCAGUUUCUCCGAAUUCUUCUUCCUCCUCCGAACAUAUGCACUCUGGAGACAUAAUCGAUUCGUGCACGUUUUCAUACUGGCUUUUACCCCCGUCUCAUGUUUCUUACGCUCUUACAUGCCAUACAGAGCUGGCGAAUGACCAACGGCCGUCUGUACAUCAUCCUGGUGAAGAGUAACAUUUUCUACUAUUCAUGCAGUCUGU
Molecule: messenger RNA, 861 nt
Organism: Suillus plorans
Lineage: Eukaryota; Fungi; Basidiomycota; Agaricomycetes; Boletales; Suillaceae
Exons: 10
Coding region: 361-798 (145 amino acids)
Source: RefSeq, a predicted model, not a curated record